Molecule: messenger RNA, 552 nt
Organism: Cordyceps militaris CM01
Lineage: Eukaryota; Fungi; Ascomycota; Sordariomycetes; Hypocreales; Cordycipitaceae
Exons: 1
Coding region: 1-552 (183 amino acids)
Source: RefSeq, a predicted model, not a curated record
AUGCAGCUCGGCCGCAUCCUCGCGAUGCUCCUCUGCACCGCCGUCGCCGUCUGGGCCAAGCCCAUGCAGAAGCGCACGCAGCACCCAUGCGGGACGCCCGAGAACUGCAACAUCAAGUGCGAAGACGGCGCGUUUUAUCUGAAGCAGCCGAAGCAGCCGAAGCAGCCGAAGCCGCCGCUGCCGCCGCUGCCGCCGCUGCCCUCGCAGCUCUUCUGCAACGGGACGCACCACGACUUCCGCUGGGGCGGCAUGGUGUGCCUCCAGACGGUCGGGCCCAAACGUACCGAGACAAAGGAUAGGUGUAGCAUCGUCAACGGGACGAUAUGCGCCUACGACGACCGAGCAGUCGACUCGGCGGUGUGCCUCGCCGAGAUGGCGGCCCUGCCCCUGUUCGAGGAGAAAUGCAGACGGGGCAUAAAGAGAUGGUCGGCCGUAAUUGACUAUCCCGAUCUUCGCCGCGACGAGUGCCCUGGCGGCCGACAUAUUCCGCCCAAGUACCAGAAGAACCAGGCGUGGAACGACACGGAGCUGGCGGCCGAUCCAGUCUUCUAG